Sardina pilchardus (European sardine) is the source of this 6510-nucleotide messenger RNA. RefSeq lists its product as uncharacterized. NCBI's taxonomy places the organism in Eukaryota, Metazoa, Chordata, Actinopteri, Clupeiformes, Clupeidae. The transcript is spliced from 8 exons. The record is from RefSeq and is a predicted model, not a curated record. Bases 328 to 1437 code for a protein of 369 amino acids.
GUACAGAUCUACAGACAUUGAUAAACAUUUAAUGAUUGAUUAACUCAAUACUGUGCCAGUGUUGCUGUGUCAACUUCAGGCAGCUGGAUAAUGGCCAUCACAAUCACGUUGCCAGGAUGCAUUCCCAAAUGUUUUUGCACGGGUGGAUGACCUAAGUCUUCUUGUUUGUUGGGUUGUUUGGCUUACAAUAUAUCAAAAACGUAAUCACUCACAAAAUAUUUGUAAUGCAUAUUACACACAUUUAAUCUCCUUUGUCCCUUUUUCCAAGAUGGGUCUUCAAUUACCACCACUGCUGCCACUAAUGGAAGUAUAACAUUACAGUUCCGGAUGGAGGGAAGGAUAGAUGAAAUUCUAUGGAAGAACAAAGGCAACAAAAUGGUGGAGUGGGACAGCAGCGCUGAAUUUCCCACUGAGUAUUUAACAUUCCAGGGACGGACGAAGUUGGACAUAAUAACUGGCAAAGUAACCAUUACAAAUCUAACCAAAGAUGACAGUGGAGAUUAUGAAGUGGAUGUGCUUAUAGAUGAAACAUUAAGGAAUGAAAUGCACCAUGUUGAAGUAAUUGACCCUGUCACUGAAGUGAAGAUCACCUGUGCGUCGAUAACAAUAUUCUUUGUUCUGUCUCAUAAUGAAGACUAUCGCAUUUUGUUUUCUCUGUUGUCUGUAGAUGCCGUUGGAGGAGCAAAGGUCAUCUGUCAAAGAAGAAGCGCUACUGUGGCAACACUACACUGUGAAGCAGAGGGUGAUUUUCUGAGUUUCAGCUGGUCAGGACCUGGACUACAGACAGAGAUGAGGGGUCAGACUGGACCACAGAUCACUAAGGAAAAGGACCAGGACUCAGUCUACACCUGUGUGGUGAACAACCCAGUUAGCAACAGCAGUGUAGCCUACCAAGCUGCUGAUUGCUUUGCCUCAGAUGCAGGAAAUCUUCAGCUCAUCAUAGGUGUAGCAUGUUCCGCUGCUAUUGGGGUUGCUGCUGCUGCUGCCGGGUUUGGCUAUUGUUGCUACAAGAAGUCAACAGUUCCAGGUCCAGAUCAAGUAACAAACCCAAAAGCAGAGGAGGAAGAUCAAGCCAGUGACCCACUGGACGCUGGGAAUGAAAACAGACCAUUCCUGCCUUCAGAAGGUGAAGAUGAUGCUCAAGGCUCAAGAGAUGAAGGAAAGGCUGCAGAGAACAAAAUAGGUUCAGGCCCAGAUCAAGUACCAAACCCAAAAGCAGAGGAGGAAGCUCAAGCCAGUGACCCAUCACAGUAUGGAUCAGCAGAAAGCAUCAUACAUAUGGCGCGGGAAGAGGAAACGAAGAUGGCAGAGAGUGCAGGUGCUAUCCAGCCUUCAGAUGAUGAGACAGAUUACCAAGAUGCAUCAGAAGAACCUGAAGGUGCUCAAGCAGUCUUCAAACCCAGGUGGGUCCUCAAUCACCAUCAGAGGAACCACUAAUGGGAGUAUAACACUACAGCCCCAAGUGACAGGACGGAUAGAUGAAAUUGUAUGGAAACACAAAGGCAACAAGAUGGUGGAGUGGGACAGAGAAGCUGCAGAUUUUAUUGAAUAUUUAAGAUUCAUAGGACGGACGGAAUUGAACAUAGAAACGGGUGAUGUAACCAUUAUAAAACUAACCAACGAUGACAGUGGAGAGUAUGAAGCAGACGUCCUUCUUGGUGCAGUAUUAACGAGUGUACAGCGCAUAGUUGAAGUAAUUGACCCUGUCACUAAACCAGAGAUCACCUGUACCAGCAGUGAAUGUAUAACAAGAUCUAAUGGUGAAGCAAAGGAACCAGCCAUAACAACAGAAAACGAAGGGAAUCGUCAUACCAUCAUUGGUGCAUUAUGUGGUGUACUUGGGGUUGGAGUUGCAGUUGCAGUUGUAGGAGUCUUUUUCUGCCACAAGAGGAAAACCAAAGGGCAUGAUGCAAAUGAACAUACAGAAGAAAAGGUAGGACUAACCUCUGCAGGAAAUGAGAAAGAUCUGCAGUCUCCUGAGGAGCACAAUGGAGCACGCCAUCAUGCAGAUACCCCUUCCAUCAAUAGGAACAUUGACGAGAGUCUAUGUGAUUACAAUAAAGCAAAGCGGAUAUGGGAAGCAAAGGUUAUGACAACAGAUAACAAACCAUCUGUACCAUCAGUAAGAAAUGAGGAAAAGGAUGCUGGGCCUUGCUCCACUGAUGAAAUACACCAACAAAACGGUUCCUCUUCUGAUUGUCCCAAACAGCCUGGGAAUCCUAAAGAUGGCCUUAGUGUGCCUGUGGUGAACCUAAGUUCAGGUGUAGGCGCGAUUUCACCAGAUGGUGAAGUAACACCGUCAACACAAGAACGACACGCUGCCCUCAAGGGACCAACUGCUGCAUCAAAGGAUGAAAAUAAGUUACAAACCGAGCAAUCAAGUGGAAACCAACAUGUACCAGACACUGAAGCAAAACCUGCUGCUGCGUCAAAGGAUGAAAAUAAGUUAGAAACAGAGCAAUCAAGUGGAAACCAAAAUGUACCAGACACUGAAGCAAAACCUGCUGCUGCGUCAAAGGAUGAAAAUAAGUUAGAAACAGAGCAAUCAAGUGGAAACCAAAAUGUACCAGACACUGAAGCAAACAUGCUGCUGCGUCAAAGGAUGAAAAUAAGUUAGAAACAGAGCAAUCAAGUGGAAACCAAAAUGUACCAGACACUGAAGCAAACAUGCUGCUGCGUCAAAGGAUGAAAAUAAGUUAGAAACAGAGCAAUCAAGUGGAAACCAACAUGUACCAGAUACUGGAGCAAAACCUUGUACAGAUGUAAAACACCCCACCUUUAAGGAACCAACUGCUGUAUCAAAGGAGGAAAAGGACCCUGGGCUUUCCUCCUGCACUGAUGGAGGAAACGAACAUGCAGGUUUAAUUUAAUUUAAUGUCGCUUAUAGAGCACCAAUACAUUACACAUGUCUCAAGGCGCUUUACAGAGUGUUAGACAUUCAAAGAGAGCCCAUGAGUAACAGGGGCAAGGAAAAACUCCCUAGAAUUGGAGAUACAUACAAACCGGAUUCCAAAAAAGUUGGGACACUAUACAAAUCGUGAAUAAAAACUGAAUGCAAUGAUGUGGAGGUGCCAACUUCUAAUAUUUUAUUCAGAAUAGAAUAUAAAUCAUGGAACAAAAGUUUAAACUGAGAAAAUGUAUCAUUUUAAGGGAAAAAUAUGUUGAUUCAAAAUUUCAUGGUGUCAACAAAUCCCAAAAAAGUUGGGACAUGGCCAUUUUCACCACUGUGUGGCAUCUCCCCUUCUUCUCACAACACUCAACAGACGUCUGGGGACUGAGGAGACCAGUUUCUCAAGUUUAGAAAUAGGAAUGCUCUCCCAUUCUUGUCUAAUACAGGCCUCUAACUGUUCAAUCGUCUUGGGCCUCCUUUGUCGCACCUUCCUCUUUAUGAUGCGCCAAAUGUUCUCUAUAGGUGAAAGAUCUGGACUGCAGACUGGCCAUUUCAGUACCCGGAUCCUUCUCCUACGCAGCCAUGAUGUUGUGAUUGAUGCAGAAUGUGGUCUGGCAUUAUCUUGUUGAAAAAUGCAGGGUCUUCCCUGAAAGAGAUGACGUCUGGAUGGGAGCAUAUGUUGUUCUAGAACCUGAAUAUAUUUUUCUGCAUUGAUGGUGCCUUUCCAGACAUGCAAGCUGCCCAUGCCACACGCACUCAUGCAACCCCAUACCAUCAGAGAUGCAGGCUUCUGAACUGAGCGUUGAUAACAACUUGGGUUGUCCUUGUCCUCUUUGGUCCGGAUGACAUGGCGUCCCACAUUUCCAAAAAGAACUUCGAAUCGUGACUCGUCUGACCACAGAACAGUCUUCCAUUUUGCCACACUCCAUUUUAAAUGAUCCCUGGCCCAGUGAAAACGCCUGAGCUUGUGGAUCUUGCUUAGAUAUUGCUUCUUCUUUGCACUGUAGAGUUUCAGCUGGCAACGGCGGAUGGCACGGUGGAUUGUGUUCACUGACAAUGGUUUCUGGAAGUAUUCCUGAGCCCAUUCUGUGAUUUCCUUUACAGUAGCAUUCCUGUUUGUGGUGCAGUGUCGUUUAAGGGCCCGGAGAUCAUGGGCAUCCAGUAUGGUUUUACGGCCUUGACCCUUACGCACAGAGAUUGUUCCAGAUUCUCUGAAUCUUCGGAUGAUAUUAUGAACAGUUGAUGAUGAUAACUGCAAAGUCUUUGCAAUUUUUCGCUGGGUAACACCUUUCUGAUAUUGCUCCACUAUCUUUCUGCGCAACAUUGUGGGAAUUGGUGAUCCUCUACCCAUCUUGGCUUCUGAGAGACACUGCCACUCUGAGAACCUCUUUUUAUACCCAAUCAUGUUGCCAACAGACCUAAUUAGUGUUAUUUGGUCUUCCAGCUCCUCGUUAUGCUCAAAUUUACUUUUUCCAGCCUCUUAUUGCUACUUGUCCCAACUUUUUUGGGAUUUGUUGACACCAUGAAAUUUUGAAUCAACAUAUUUUUCCUUUAAAAUGAUACAUUUACUCGGAUUAAACUUUUGAUCUGUCAUCUACGUUCUAUUGCAAAUAAAAUAUUGACAUUUGCCAUCUCCACAUCAUUGCAUUCAGUUUUUAUUCACUAUUUGUUUAGUGUCCCAACUUUUUUGGAAUCCGGUUUGUAGGAAGAAACCUCAGACAGACCCACGACUCAAGGGCCCAACCCAUCUGCCUUGGGUCAGUUACAGUACAGUCAUUUGUAGUUUGAAAGUUACAAUGACAAUGAACGUUCAAAUAGUCCAGUGUAGGGAAUAAAUUGUCCAUUAGUAAUCCAUUAGUUAUUUCGGAAGGUGAUGGGUCGCUGAGAUCUGAGGGCCAAAGAUUCGGGCAGGGAACCACAGCAGGCGAUGGUAGGGCAGUCAUAGGGAUGGCGAAGGCAAUGGCGAUGGUAGGGCAGUCAGAGGGAUGUGACUUCAGGUGUGAUGAGGGACAGGCACAGAGAUGGUUGAUGGCUGGUAAUGGUUUACCUCACAGGUGAGGUAUAGGGGAAAGGGAAGAGAAAUAGAGUGUGUUAGUAUUGCUGUAAGUCAUAUUAAGUAUUAAUAAGUAUAUCAAUGGUGAUAUAAAUGGUUAUACUAUAGAGGGUUUACAAAACGCUUUUACACACCUCUUUUGUGGGGACAGGUGCGUAGGAAUAGGUUACCCAGUUAAACCCGAAGAGGCAUCCCGCACAUCGUCCACCACGCAUGCAAACAUCCACCCACCCACCAUGCACGCAACAUCCACCCACCCACAAUGCCCCCCCCCCAGGCGAACCCACACACCACCCCUGAACCGCGCGUUAUGAUUCAAGUGGAGACCAAAAUGUAUCACACACUGAGGAAACACCCUGUACAGAUACAAAUCCAACUCCAUCAAUUAAGGAAGAGAAUAUUGGACCUUCUGGCACAAGAAACAGUGAUGAUACUGAUUAAGUUGAUGUAAAGACGACAAGUGAUGUUCCCACUGAUGGGAAAACCAACCAACCAACUUCCUCAUCAAAGAAUGAAGAGAAUUCUGGGUUUUCUGAAACACACAACCAAAAGAUUCUUCCCCUGAGUCUCCAGAACUGCCUGAAAACGCUGCUUGUGCCUUUAGUGAUGACCACAACUGAAUGCAAUGACGAGCCAAGCAUAAGCAGAUCAUGAAUGAAACACAACGGAAAAGGAAAGCACCCUUGACAGACCUGUCUUUGCAACAGAAAGCAGCUAUGGCAAAACCUUGGAAUUGGUACAGUAGACCAGUUUUUGGUGGAAUACAGGCUUUUGAACCAGGCUCAAAACACCGUACCAAAUGCAGCACACUCCAGUGAUAAAUCAUUUGAAUCAAUGGAAGAAUUCUUUGACACUCCUAGGGAUUCUGAGGAGACCCACACUGAAUUCAAAAUUCAAGAAAUCAUUUUAAAUCUCUCAUAAUGUUACUGAUCUCAUAUAAUCUUAUUUAUAAUCCAAAUGGUACAUAAUGUACAUACUGUAUUUCAAUAGCCUCAUGCUACGGAGAAGUACUAUUCAAAUAUUUAGAUGUUUAACUGCUGUGUACAUAACCACUGCUUCUAUGUUGUUGUCUUAAACUCGAAUAUCUUCACUUGUGUUUAAAUGUGCAAACUGCAAUCACUUAAAUUUCUGUCAAGACCUCUUAAAUAAAAGACUGUCAUUAAGAAAAAAAAUCCAAGGUUGCCAUUAAGAAACACAUGUAAGACAUAUAAUCCUUUUUGACUACAAUUGUCAACAAUAUGCAUGUUCUGAUAAACCUUUUAUUUUGAUUAUAUUUAACAUGCAUUCUUUAAUUGUGAUGUAAUGUACAGUAUGUGCAUUAAUAAAUAUAAACAUUAUAACAGUUUGUAUUGAAUAUAGGGGCCAGACAUGCUGGUGUAUGCUAUCCCUCUUCAGUUCAGAUUAAACUGAUUGUUUCCCAUCAGAAUUUGAUGUUGCUCUAUGAUUUAAAAGCAGUCAUAGCUAUGGAAAUAUUUACAGUAUGUGAUUAUGUGGGAUGAUGAUUGUACGCAAUUUCAAACCCAUACCGAUUUGUUGAGCAACCUCCCUGGUAUAAUUUGUUUGAGAA